This is a messenger RNA of Solanum tuberosum (potato), 1360 nucleotides long. RefSeq lists its product as uncharacterized. Gene Ontology annotation, molecular function: methyltransferase activity. The transcript has 7 exons. The record is from RefSeq and is a predicted model, not a curated record. The coding region runs from base 258 to 1049 and encodes 263 amino acids. Gene Ontology annotation, biological process: pectin metabolic process. Lineage: Eukaryota; Viridiplantae; Streptophyta; Magnoliopsida; Solanales; Solanaceae.
CCGUAGAAUAGCAACCGUUCCAAUCCCCACGCGCCAAUUUCAAGCUUCUCCAUAUACGCGCCUUACUUUCCAAAUCUGCAAAUCUCCAGCAAACACUUUCACCUCUUUCUCCAAACAAUUUUCAAAUUUUUUUUUUUGUAUUCAUCAAAUACAUAUCCAUUGUGUACCGGAAUUACCAAACCUUUGUAAAUUACGGAUCUUUAACGUUGUUCACUACUGAUUCAGGAAAUUAGUUUUUUUGGUUACAAGAACCUACAAUGAUGUCAAGGAGGCCUAUCAACCCAUCUCGACGUGUAGCAGACAAUGGAGCUUCUUCGUUAGAAGGCUCAAUUCGGUCAAAGACACGGUCUCCCCCAUAUUUAACAAUUGGACUUAUUAUUGUGGGUGCAUUUCUUCUCAUAGGGUAUUUUUACCGUGACACAGGUACUUUUGCCAGUAUUAAAGGAGCUAUCAGUAGAGUGGAAGGGGAUUUUUUAUGUACUGUAGAAGUUCAAAAGGCCAUUCCUGUUUUGAAGAAAGCAUAUGGUGAUAGCAUGCAUAAGGUGCUGCAUGUUGGUCCUGAUACUUGCUCGGUAGUGGCUAAAUUGUUAGAAGAGGAAGAUACCGAAACUUGGGGUAUAGAACCAUAUGAUAUAGAGGAUGCAGGUCAUUUCUGCAAGAAACUCGUGCAUAAGGGCAUUGUUCGUGUGGCUGACAUAAAAUUUCCUCUCCCAUAUCGUGCAAAAUCAUUCUCUCUUGUGAUCAUCUCAGAUGCAUUGGACUACUUGUCUCCAAAGUAUCUUAAUAGGACUCUUCCCGAACUGGCGAGGGUGUCAUCUGAUGGACUCGUUAUUUUCACAGGUUAUCCACGCCACCAUAAAGUUAAGUCUGCAGAGAAGUCCAGAUUUGGGGGGCUGGCCAAAUUGAGGAGCUCAACGUGGUGGGUGCGAUAUUUUGUUCAAACAAGUUUAGAGGAAAAUGAAGUUGCCAUCAAGAAAUUCGAGCAAGCUGCUUCGAAGAAAUCUUACGUCCCUAGCUGCCAAAUUUUUCACCUGAAAUCUUACCGUUGAUAUAAUUACACGAAAGUUAUACACAGAAGGAAUCACGCAUAGCUCGUGGAUGAUGGUCAAGAUAUGUUAUGACAACUUUCAAGUUUCAGCUGUGUUGAUAAGUUGUUGAGAAUAGCAGGUGUCUCCUUGAAAAAUUGAGUAUGCCAUCAUCUUGAUUAGUGUAGUCUUGUUAGAUAUAUGGGGUUAUGGCAGUUUGUUGAUUUAUUGCAAAAAUGGGAAUUAAAUUACUGUUUCAUUGGAGACUCUUUGUGAUUUUGGUUUUAAUGGCCAAUUAAGCCAAAUGAUAUACAUCAUCUAAACUUCUCCUUUUG